This is a messenger RNA of Sycon ciliatum, 2493 nucleotides long. RefSeq lists its product as uncharacterized. Gene Ontology annotation, molecular function: protein kinase binding. The coding region runs from base 126 to 1835 and encodes 569 amino acids. The transcript has 11 exons. NCBI's taxonomy places the organism in Eukaryota, Metazoa, Porifera, Calcarea, Leucosolenida, Sycettidae. The record is from RefSeq and is a predicted model, not a curated record. Gene Ontology annotation, cellular component: nucleus; cytoplasm. Gene Ontology annotation, biological process: regulation of mitotic spindle organization; activation of protein kinase activity; regulation of mitotic nuclear division.
GUUCAUUCGUUGCAGAGUGCUUUGGUAAGGAUGCCGACCAGUGCUGUUUGACACUUUCUUCAUCGGCACUGGUCGACUCUCUGACUUCUCAUCUCUGACCUCUAGUUACUCAGUAGUUUAUAGACAUGGCUAGUAUUGUAGACACUCCUCGAUCUCGAUACCAGCGAGCCUCACCGGGGUCUACCCAGACCAAUGGAUGCACAACGACGGCGAUCACGAGCGACAUCGUUACAACGGCAACUCCAAAACAGCCUGCCAAGCUGCAAAACCCUUUCAGCGGCGAGUCCACGUGCGCCCGUGAAAACUUUCCGGACUUUAGCCCUUCUGUGUUUACUCACAAGGAGACACCCGCGGAGUCAAGAUCGGAGAAAAGGUUCCAAUGGUCAAUUGACGAAAUGGCAAACUUGCAACCUGCUGAUAUCGAUGAGAGGACGGCACAAGCGUUCCACUGCACGCCGCGCCGCGAUUCUGCUAAGCAAGUAGCCCUCAACAGGUUCUUUUUGCAGCAGCAGGUGGUGGCCUCGCCGUAUGUUACCAGUAGCUUGAGCUUGGGCAGAAAGACGGCUGUGAAGCAUGUGACAUUCUCUCCCCUACCGCCAGCAACGAAAUAUAUCACUCGCGAUGAGGAUUACCCGUCUGGUGAUAGCAGCUGUGAUUUGGCAAUGGAUGUCAGUGAGGAGAUGAAACGACACAGUGUGUGCACCCAAACGUCAGCAACACUGAUGGAGACGGAUGAGACACUUCCACCAAACUGUGUGCAAAUGGAGUCGAUGGCCGAACUAAAGGAUCUCUCUUACUCUUCUCUUCGUCGGAAACUCUUCGGCCCGUGCGACCGUAGCUCUCCUGACCUUGGCAGCCGUGAGAAUUCCCCGUCACUAAAGGGGGAAGACGGCUCUGGUGGCAAGUCAAAUCGAUUUCCUGACACCGAGGAACCUUCCAUUACGCCGGGACAGUUUUUGUCAAUGAGCAGCGAAGACGAGGACGAGUGUGACAUGAAGGAAAGCGACAGCAGCCGGCGACCAAGCUGGGGCCGUUGCUCAUCCAGUCCCACGGGCCACCUGCAUGAAGAGUGCAUGGGCUUGUACAGCAGCCCGAUUGGCUUGAUGGAGGAUCCCAUCUUCACGCCGCUGCCAGAGGGCUGCAUCGAGGAGGAAGACUUCGAUCAGAUCGGCAGCUUGGAUUUGUCUCCCAUUUCUGCUAGCCACUCGGAGUCGAGGAUUGAUGUAGAAAACAGCCCAAUGAAAGGAAUUACCAUGAAGCCGAUGACAUCAACGCUAUGCAAUGCACCUACCACUCAGUCUUAUCCUGUCGAAAAGGAAAACGACCAGCCUAUGGACAGCAGGUGCGUGAGUAUGUUUGAGGACGAAGGGAGAAGUCAUCCUGGCGGCCGAAACCAGAUGAUGACGCCGCUAGGCGAUCGCUCCAAUCAGCCGAGCACGCUGAGAGUCAGCCAGCUGACGACGCCGAUGACCUCCGCGUCCUUCUCCGGCGACGAUUCGAUGCAGGAUGUUCCGAUGUCGCACGGCGUCUGUCCGCAGUACACGUUUCUGUCGCGGCAUGCAACCAGCAGGCUGGACCCACUUCAGUCUGACUUGACUGGCUCCAACGCCACUACAGGCAGUCUCACUGACACCCCAUCCAGAGCAGGGUCAGUGCAUCAGAAAGAGUUCCAUAGCUGGUCUUAUCAAGGGAGCACACCAGUCAGUCGUCAUCAGCACUCUAAACAGCCAGCCGUAGCGUAUGAUGAUUGGCAGCGAAGCGUGGAUAGCUGGCAGCACUCCAUUCGCCAGCAACUCGCUGACUUUGAUCAGGGUCGCGGGAUGUCCGGACUGUAGGUAUUCUGCUCAGUCCGUCACCCCGCUGUCUCCACCUCGUGUCCAAAAUGACCGCAUCCUCUCGCUCUCUUUUCUCUUCUCUUCCUUUCUGACGGUAUUUAGUGAUUGAUGUUCAAUGCAAACGCCCAUCACAUCUAGAUAUGUAUCACAUGACAAUGUACUCCCGGAAAAUACUCUGUUUUUUUUUACCCAGGCUGUCACACAACACCGACUGCUCUCUUGUACUAUUUCCCCUUGACCAACUGCCAUGCUAGUACCCUGGAUUAUUCCGAAUAGUUCCCGUCCCUACACUGGUCUCAGAGCUCUCAGUAUUGUUUUUCUUUUUGUGAUCUAUUGUUGUUCUAGUCUUGUCUGUGCAUGAAAUUCGCCGUCCCCUCCCUUAGAUAUCAUCAUGUUGUAUCUGCUGCACGCAGUUUUGGUUUAGGCUACUUUCUUACUUUUUCCGACCCAACGUCUGUUCACAGUUUGAUUGCUGCUAUCUUUGAUCAUCCAGUCACUGAGUGACUCAGCUCUACCCAACAGAAAGAACACUGCAGCACGCUGUUCAGCCUGGUGUGCAUGCUUGUUGACCUGGUUGUUGUAUAUGGUGCCCCUGGCUAACAGGAUACUGUACUCAAACUUACAAGAAUUAUUAUUAUUGUUUAAUGUUGCUCUCAGA